Messenger RNA from Scomber japonicus (chub mackerel), 1104 nucleotides. RefSeq names its product beta-1,4-galactosyltransferase 3-like. The record is from RefSeq and is a predicted model, not a curated record. The transcript is spliced from 6 exons. Gene Ontology annotation, molecular function: glycosyltransferase activity. Gene Ontology annotation, biological process: carbohydrate metabolic process. NCBI's taxonomy places the organism in Eukaryota, Metazoa, Chordata, Actinopteri, Scombriformes, Scombridae. Bases 1 to 1104 code for a protein of 367 amino acids.
AUGGUCAGUUUCCAGUCCAAAUGGCGCUAUCUGCUCAUGUUCCUGGGCAUCCAGCUGAUGGUCAUGGCUCUGCUGUCCCUGGAGGGCUACCAGAAGAGGGUCACCUACUUCAUGCACUUCUUCCGUAAGUCCAACGCCACUGGUUUGUCGAACCGUAACCACUCAGUAGCCAACAUCACUGGAGGGGAUGUGAAUGCCAACCUCUCCCACCUACCCAAACCUCACGGUCAUGGAGACGCCAUGUCCUACUGCCCUAAGACGUCCCCUCUGAUAGGUGGGCCGAUCCACAUCAGCUUUCCGUCAGGGCUCACUCUAGCGGAUGUUCAGAGUAAAAAUCCACUGGUGUUGCUUGGAGGACGCUACAGGCCACCUGACUGUAAGGCGAGGCAUCGGACGGCCAUAAUCAUUCCCUACAGACACAGAGAGCUUCACCUUAAGUUCCUGCUCUACCACAUGCACCCUUUUCUGCAGCGGCAACAGCUCAACUACGGGAUUUAUAUAAUUCAUCAGGCUGGGGAGUACACUUUUAACAGGGCCAAGCUGAUGAACGUGGGUUUCCGGGAGGCCAUGAAGGACGAAGACUGGGACUGCCUCUUUUUCCAUGAUGUGGACCUCAUUCCAGAGGACGAUCGCAACACAUACAUCUGUGACUCCAACCCCAAACACGCAGCCAUCGCCAUGGACAAGUUUGGUUACAAGCUUCCAUACAAGAUGUACUUCGGAGGAGUGUCAGCUCUGACUCCACUGCACUACCGCAAAAUGAAUGGCUUUCCCAAUAACUACUGGGGCUGGGGCGGAGAGGACGAUGAUAUUGGAGUCAGGGUGUCUCUGGCGGGGAUGUACAUCACUCGUCCAUCUCUAAAAGUGGGCCGUUACAAGAUGAUUAAACACAACCGGGACAAAGGAAAUGCUGAGAACCCAAAGAGGUUCAACAUGCUUGCAAGGACGCGUCAGACCUGGAAGCAGGACGGGAUGAACACAGUUGACUAUGAGGUAAUCUCACGGAGAUACCUGCCCCUCUACACCAACAUCACUGUCAACAUCGGCACUGAGACCGGUCGACAUCCAAACCCCCCGAAGCCACCUCCACCUGCCAAAGCUUGA